Messenger RNA from Oncorhynchus nerka (sockeye salmon), 1092 nucleotides. RefSeq names its product hairy/enhancer-of-split related with YRPW motif protein 1-like. Gene Ontology annotation, molecular function: RNA polymerase II cis-regulatory region sequence-specific DNA binding; protein dimerization activity; DNA-binding transcription factor activity, RNA polymerase II-specific. Gene Ontology annotation, biological process: anterior/posterior pattern specification; circulatory system development; regulation of transcription by RNA polymerase II. NCBI's taxonomy places the organism in Eukaryota, Metazoa, Chordata, Actinopteri, Salmoniformes, Salmonidae. Bases 102 to 1064 code for a protein of 320 amino acids. Gene Ontology annotation, cellular component: nucleus. The record is from RefSeq and is a predicted model, not a curated record. The transcript is spliced from 5 exons.
CUUUAAACAGUUGCGCGGACACGUCGCUUUCACAGGAUUUGCGGAGUUCACAUUGAGGGACAAUCUAUACUGAAUAUUGCUACUUGGGAUUCUGGAGCAAAAUGAGACGAAAUCACAAAUACAGCUGUUCAUCUGAUAGCGAACUUGAUGACAAUAUAGAAGUGGAGAAGGACAGUGGUGACGAAAAUGUAAACCUUGACUCUCCGUAUGACUUGAUGUCACCCCCGAAAACCACUCCAACUCAAGCCAGAAAACGACGCAGAGGAAUUAUUGAGAAACGGCGACGUGACCGAAUCAACAACAGCCUGACUGAUCUCAGAAGACUUGUGCCAAGUGCGUUUGAGAAGCAGGGAUCGUCAAAAUUGGAAAAAGCUGAAAUUUUGCAGAUUACUGUGGAUCAUUUGAAGAUGAUACAUGCUGCCAGCGGACAAGGGUAUUUUGAAGCCCACGCCCUGGCCAAGGACUACCGCAGCCUGGGCUUCAGGGAGUGUCUGUCAGAGACGGCCCGCUACCUAAGCAUCAUGGAAGGCUGGAACAGUGUCGACCCACUCCGCGUACGCCUGGUCUCUCACCUCAACAACUACGCCUCUCAGAGAGACAUCCACACUGGAUUGACUGGACACCCUGGACAACUAGCCUGGGGCUCCGCUUUGAGGACACCCUCCGCCCACCUGCCACACCCCCUCUUACCACUCCCCCAGGGACGAACACUAGCCCCCCACAGUACCAGCAGCCCACCCUCCUCCUGCUCCAUCUCCUCCUCCUCCUCCUCCUCCAUGUCAUCCCCCUGUUCAACUGAUACCUCAGUGACCUCCAGACUCAGCGUGACGGCCCCCUCAGAGGCACUCAGGGUGCCCCCCAAUGACAAUCUACCCCUGGGGCUGGCCCUGUCAGUCUCAGCCUCCAAGCUCUCCCAACCACCACCCCACCUCUCCUCCCUGUCUGCCUUCUCCUUCACUACUUUUCCCCUAGUGUCCCCAGCAGCCCUCAAUGCAUCAGGCUCCUCCACAGCUCUGAGAAAUCAGCCUUACAGGCCCUGGGGGACAGAGAUCGGGGCCUUCUGAACUCUUGUGAUCAUCAGGACCGGAAGGC